AUCUUUACUAAUUUUGUUUUAUAUUUAUAUAGUUGGAUAUCACGCCAAGGAUAAGACCCCUUUGCGGCUGAUAGUGGGGUACAUGAGAGGGGGAUCCACACUGACGGCUGACCUUGUCCGCCACACGGAGGGCGACUUCUACAUGUUUGAACCAUUACAUGGUGUAUGGCAGGCAAUAAGACAAAACAGAUCCACACAAUUUCUAAAUGGAACUGUCAGAAACAUUGUCAAAGAGGAACAACAAUCAGUCUACGCAGAAUUACUUUACCAUUGGUUUACGUGUAAGUUUGAUAAUAUCGAUAUUACCUCUUUAACAAACCGUUUUAUAUUGCAUCACACUCCAGAACUCAGAGACUACUACUACUGUGUAGCAUCGAACAGGAAACAUCAAAACAAAACUAAACUAAGAAUUGUGAAAACUUGCGCAUUACUCUUACGAAUCAAAUGUAGAAGUGCGGCGUCAAGGACGAUAAAAACCGUCCGACUUUCUAUAUUUAUGGCGGGAAAGCUCUUAAAAUGGCUUCCAAAUUUAAAAAUUAUUUAUUUGCUUCGAGAUCCCCGUGGAAUAGUAAACUCUCAAUUUGAGCAUUUUAUAAAUGAGGGGAAAAAUGUGUCUACGCUAGCCAGGGAACUGUGUAACACUAUUUCGUAUGAUCUGUCGAGUUUUGAAGACCUCGAACCCUGUCACAAGAGAAGAAUGAUGAAAGUUAUAUACGAACAACUCUGCCAGUAUCCAAAUAUAGAAGUGGCUAAAAUAUAUGCCUUUUUGAAUGUGGAGUAUACGGCAGAAAGAAAAUGGUUCGUGGAAAGGAUUAUGAAAGGACCUAUUUGGCGUUGCGCCUAUUGUACAGAUCGAGGAAAUGCACUGAAAAACGCCUACAGAUGGAUUUCUCUUAUAAGUGAAGAUACUUUAAAUAUUACCGAGUUAUGGUGUUCAUUUUUGUUUUCAAAAUUAGGAUAUCAACACCUGGAGUAUAACAUACUGAACACGACUCGCGUUUCCUGGAUAACCCCUACAUAGAACAUGUAGAACAUGGGAAAGA
Saccostrea cuccullata (small rock oyster) is the source of this 1043-nucleotide messenger RNA. RefSeq lists its product as uncharacterized. Lineage: Eukaryota; Metazoa; Mollusca; Bivalvia; Ostreida; Ostreidae. The record is from RefSeq and is a predicted model, not a curated record. Gene Ontology annotation, biological process: N-acetylglucosamine metabolic process; sulfur compound metabolic process. Gene Ontology annotation, molecular function: N-acetylglucosamine 6-O-sulfotransferase activity. The transcript has 2 exons. The coding region runs from base 83 to 1021 and encodes 312 amino acids.